AAAGCUCCCACCAUGUCAUGACGCGACGACCUUUGAACAUUCCGGAUUGACUUACUUCAACGCCAGACUUCCAGGCACACCCACAGAACCGUCAGCAGAUUACCCUGCCGCCCCCCUUACGACACUGCCUUUCCACGCGAGUCAGAUUGCAUAAAUAUCCACCAGCACAAUGGCAAUGGCAUGCCGAAGCUGCCGCCAGCAGCUCGCCCAGCUGAGCAGGCAAGCCGGUGCUGCUCCCUCCUCGGCCAUGAUCGCCGGCCAGCAAGCUGGCCGUUAUCUGAGCACCAGCACGAGCUCAACAACUAGUAGACACACCUCUGCGCCCUCGCGGACCCCGGUCUCCCAACAGCAGAGGCAGCUCAGCAGCACAGCGCAGCGCCAAGGUCUGCGCGAUGCGAUCGGCAAGAUGAUGAGUCGACAGACGGAGCCGUACCGGGUCAUUUCGGCGACGGAGAACAUAUACAAGGCGUGCGCCACGCAGGCCGACUACAAGAUCUCGCAGGAGGACCGGCAGAACGACACAAUCCCCAAGACGGCGGACGGGGAGGACCUGGGGACGGGAUCGGGAAUGUGGCAUAAGGAGUUCCAACUUCCGCCGACAUUCAGCACCUGGUCCCAGGUCACCAUGCUGCACUUGUACCUGCUCUUCGCGCGGCUGCGCAACCUCGAGCCCGAAGCGGCCAAGCAGUGGCAGGCGCAGCUCGUGGACCACUACUUUUUCGACGCCGAGGAGCGCAUGGACCUGCAGCACGGCAUCACCUCGCGCGGCCUGCGGCAGAAGUACCUCAAGGACCUGUUCAUCCAGUGGCGCGGCGUCAUCGCAGCGUACGACGAGGGCCUGGUCAAGGGCGACGCGGUGCUCGCGGCGGCCGUGUGGCGCAACGUGUUCAAGGCCAGCCCCGACGCGGACGUGCGUGCCGUCGCGGCCAUUGUGAGCUGGAUGCGCGCGUGCUUGAGGCAGCUCGACGGCACUCCCGAUGACUUCCUCUUCACGCACUCGGUCCAGGCCCUCAUGAAGAGACCUGCCAAUGGCGAGUUCGAGGUCGUCGAUCUGCCGACCAAGCAGAUGGAGGUUGAGCUCGGGCCGGCGACUCCGGCUCAGAAAGCCAAGGCUGAGACUGUACCUGAAAUUGUGUAAUGGAGAGGGGAAAGGGUUUGGGAACCCUGUGUAUCACUACGUUCAUGAGACAUGUAUGGGACAGGACAGUAAACCAGCAAACAAGUUACUACUGCAGCGAGCUCUAUCAUUGUCGACCUGUAAUAAAAUACCUGUAUCACUAAGAAAU
Molecule: messenger RNA, 1286 nt
Organism: Microdochium trichocladiopsis
Lineage: Eukaryota; Fungi; Ascomycota; Sordariomycetes; Xylariales; Microdochiaceae
Product: ubiquinol-cytochrome C chaperone-domain-containing protein
Exons: 2
Coding region: 170-1138 (322 amino acids)
Biological process (GO): mitochondrial respiratory chain complex III assembly
Cellular component (GO): mitochondrion
Source: RefSeq, a predicted model, not a curated record